Molecule: messenger RNA, 417 nt
Organism: Orbilia oligospora ATCC 24927
Lineage: Eukaryota; Fungi; Ascomycota; Orbiliomycetes; Orbiliales; Orbiliaceae
Exons: 1
Coding region: 1-417 (138 amino acids)
Source: RefSeq, a predicted model, not a curated record
AUGAAGAUGGUACUGCAAGCUAUAAAAAGCUCGUCGCCGGACGAAGCCAGCAAUAUUGUGGAUUAUCUUCGUUCAGAUUACUCGCUGGAGUAUUUGGUAUCAAUAAUUCAAAGCCGUGGGGGAGGAGAAUUUUCUGAUGGGCCAUCGUCAUCGUUCGCGUCGCCUUCAAACUCUGCGUCCGCUGAGGUGGACAGUCCUCCUAGGAGAUCUGUGGGACCGCAUGCGCAUAGCCCUGAGCGGAAUCAUUCAGCACAAUCCUAUGAUCACCAUAUGGAACUGCCGCCGAUAACAAACCAUCAUGAUCAUCGAAGGUACGGGCCGGCACAAGAAGCAAAGCUACCAGUGUUCGAAGCUUCGCAUGGGUCUAUGCCGCAUCCAUUGGACGAUGAAUAUCGUCGGUUUCCGCCGACUCUCUAA